Molecule: messenger RNA, 1068 nt
Organism: Psammomys obesus (fat sand rat)
Lineage: Eukaryota; Metazoa; Chordata; Mammalia; Rodentia; Muridae
Gene: Triap1
Product: TP53 regulated inhibitor of apoptosis 1
Exons: 2
Coding region: 46-276 (76 amino acids)
Source: RefSeq, a predicted model, not a curated record
AGUGACGACAUUAGAGCGCGUCGCCGCACAUCAGCUGCCGGCGCCAUGAACAGCGUCGGGGAGGCUUGCACUGACAUGAAGCGCGAGUACGACCAAUGCUUCAACCGCUGGUUUGCUGAGAAGUUCCUCAAAGGGGACGGCUCCGGGGACCCGUGCACCGACCUCUUCAAACGCUACCAGCAGUGCGUCCAGAAAGCAAUAAAGGAGAAAGAGAUUCCUAUUGAAGGACUGGAGUUCAUGGGCCAUGGCAAAGAAAAGCCUGAAAACUCCUCUUGACCUGCCUGUCACUUGGAAGAAGUGAGUAAAUUGAGAGGCCUCUGGAUUUUGUCAGCUAAGGCUGUGAAGAUGGGAUUUGAAGAGUUUCCCCAUCUUGGUGGUCUCCUCUCACUUCUGAACGAGCAGCUGUCAGUCUCGCUUUGAGGCAACUUUGCUUUCGCUGGCAUCUGGAAGUAAUUCCACGUGCUACAAUGGAACAGCUUCUUGGGGUUAUGGUUGCAAAACAUGGUCUGGAAUCAGCUUUACCUAGCUCUUGGGUGUGAAUAAUGAUGAACUGGUCAUGAUCAAGGUUGCUGACUUUCGCUGCCGAGGACAAUAGAUACACUGCCUGGGAGUCAUUUUUUGUGACAGUUGGUCAGGACCUCUUUUUUCCUCUCAGGGAGCUAAUGCUCUGAAAGGGAUCCGGACACAGCCGUUUCAAUCAGUGCAUGGGAACAUGAUUGUAUUUUUAUAGGAACAGUUACAACCGCUUGUGGCCUGGGUUAUCAAGGCAGAAAGCAGCUUUCCUCAGCUCCCGCCUUAACAAGGUGUUGGAUUAACAUUUAAAAGCUUCAGAAGCGACAUAGCACCACUUUGGAGCUCACAGCGCCUGGAAGUGGCUGUUCAAGAAUCACCUGCAUUACAGCUUUGCUGCUGCCAACUUUUAACUCCACAAACUAAGAUGAAUUUGCAUAUCAUAUAAAAGGCAAAGUGUAUCCAGCUGAGUGGGGGAAAGGUGCUUCCUUACUGUUGUUUGCCCAUCAUGCCCUAAGUCUGUAAUCAUGACAUGGAAUAAAUCUUGAUUCUACUCUU